AUGAAGUCUACUGUCUUCAGUCUCGCUUUAAUCGCGGCUGUUGCUGCUCAAGACUCGGCCAGCGGCCUCGGGUGCGGUAAAGUCUGCAUCGACAACAUGCUGAAAAAGGGCAGCGCUCUCGGCUGCUCAGACGGGGACUGGUCGUGUCUCUGCAAAAACCCAGACUUCCACAACGGUUUGCGCGACUGCUCUACUCAGUCCUGUCCCAACGAGGCCAACCAGGUCAUCAAGUUCAGCACAGACGAGUGCGCUCGUGUCGGUGUCAAGGUUACCGGUGGAGGCGCCGGCGCCGGUGGUGCUAGCCAGAGCGGGGGAAAUGGAGGUGAAGCCUCCAAGACUGGCGAGGGUGACGGUGGUGCCAAGGUUACUACCAUCUACAGCACCGAAACUGGUCCUGACGGCAAGGCCGUCACCACUCCUGUGGCCACUUCUACCAUUGGGGCAGGUAACGGCGAAGCUGGUGGCGCCGGCGGUGUCCUCACUUUCACCACCAACGGUUCCCAGGUUGUUAGCACUCUCGCCACCGCGAUGAGCAGCUCUUCCGGCACCGAGAGUGCUGGUGCCUCUGAGACUGGCUCUGGCUCUGAGUCUUCAACUGGUGGUGCUGGCUCCGAGUCCUCAACUGGCGGCUCUGGCUCUGAGUCCACCUCGGAAGGCAAUGGCGGUGCUUCCCAAACAUCCGAGGGCGGCUCCGGCUCGCAGACUUCCGGCAACGGUGGUGCUACAUCCACCAGCAAGGGCUUUGCUGCCCAGAUCACUGCUGCCCCUGGCAUCCUCGCCGCUGCCGGCCUCGCUGCUCUCCUCAUCUAG
Metarhizium album ARSEF 1941 is the source of this 810-nucleotide messenger RNA. RefSeq names its product CFEM domain containing protein. Lineage: Eukaryota; Fungi; Ascomycota; Sordariomycetes; Hypocreales; Clavicipitaceae. The transcript is spliced from 3 exons. Bases 1 to 810 code for a protein of 269 amino acids. The record is from RefSeq and is a predicted model, not a curated record.